UAGUGUAGGCUGGUCCUUCCAGGUCAACCGCUCUCACACCAGACUCACGGCGUCGGUUUGGAGGAAUGGCCACAUACGACCUAGGAUGGUAACAGACUCUGAGGCAGAAUCUAGAAACCCAAUCAAUGAAGGUUCUCCUAAACCUGAAUUCGUCGACAAGAAUGAAUAAGCAACAGAGAGGAUGGGUGCAGGUUGGAGUGAAGUGGGAGUGGAGGGUGUGCCCCUAGAACUUGUUUAUCGAGUGCUUCGCCACGUUUCCCUUCGAGAUUUGACAACACUCUCAGCGACGUGCAAAUACCUACGUACCCUUAUUGAUGAAUCUCCUCUUCUUUGGUCUCAUGUACAUACGCAGGAAUUGUGGCCUAAUGAGAAAACGUGGCACUGGUUUGAGAGAGCAGCUCAGUGUGGAAAUAUUGGGGCAAGCAUUAAGUUAGCAGUUGCAUUACUCUACAAUGAAGGAGUGGUUUUGGAUGCCAAACCUGUCGGCAAUGGUGAACUUGCUGUUACUCUGUUUGAACGCCUGGAAACUGGAGGAUCAUUGUGGCCUCGUUCACAGCUAUGGUUACUUUACCGUCCUCCAUGGGGUGCACAACCACUUUGCUGCAAGCGUUAUGUACAUACAAGAAUUUCUCACAUUGCACAGAUGACUGGUGCUUCCUGGGCAAACCGGGUUUUGAGUCGCAUCGCAGAAGUAACAGGAGAAAAUGAAAAUGUUCACGACCCAACGGCCAUCAACUGGAUCAAAGUUGCUGCCAUGGGUAAUGAUAUGCAUGCCAGGCUUCUGCAGUGGCGCUCAAGGUAUGAAAGAAGACACCUGGAGGGUUCUUUAGACCCAGGAACCGAACUUCAGGCCAGUCGAGAGCUGAGGGAGUUGUGCUUAACGGGCUACUAUCCAACAGCUCUGACUCUUGCCCAGUUCCUUGCGUCAUCAAGGCUUUCAAGCAACCAGUGCCUACCAGAAAUCAGAGAAUUUUUUCAAAAUAGCCCGCCAUCCCGAACGUGGUGUGCUCUGAACUACCAGCAGCAUGUCACGCCACACAUGCAUCAUGUGCUGGUAGACUGGUUGUGCGAGGUUACCAAUAUGAAACUGCAUGCAUCAAAAGUGAUUCAUGCUGCAACACAGAUAGUGGAAGCCUACCUGAAUGUAGAACAAGUCAAGUGCCACCAACUACAACUUGUAGGAAUUACUGCUGUGCUUCUGGCAACAAGGUUCAUACCAGGAGCGUCCAUUCUCACAAUCAGGGAAGCAUCAUGGGUGACAGACAAUACUUACUCCUACAAUCAUGUUGUAAGAACUGUUGGACAUAUAAUGGCAGCUCUGAAGGCAAAUCUUGCUUUUCCAACAAUCCUAGACUAUGCCACCGUGUUGUUAGAAAGUGUGCGAGCGCCAGAAGUUACUCAAGAAUGGACGAGGUUCCUCUGUGACUUAGCAACCACGUGUGCUUUUCCCCCAAGGACCACUCUUGCACAAAUUGCAAGUUCAUGUGUGAUGCUAGGAUAUAUAUUAUCUAGAUUACCAUGGCCAAACUUGCCUGCUGUAUCUGGUUUCACUCAACACCAGUUGCUUCAACCAGCAUUGAUUAUCUACAGUAAAAGCUUUGAUUUUAAAUGUCGACGACAAGGGAUCAUAGACCGUUACAGCAUGCCUGCCUUUAGCACUAUGCAAGUUGGGCGGAAGCCAGUGCCACUCCUUGAGGACCUUCUGGCUUCACUGGGUCUUUCAGAGGCUGACUACCUUCAUAUGGUGGUUAUGCCAUCAAGUCUUGGAGAUGAAGCAGGCUUUUCUGCCAUGGAAACUGAUGGUCUUGCAAUAGGGGCAAGGUGUAGUGGUGUUGUUUACAGAACUCAGCAGUUAGAACGUGAAGAGCAAAUCAAUCGCGUGGAUUACCAAGAAAAGCAACUACAAAAGCAGUCUGAACCCAGUUCAAGUGACAGUAUGAACAGUAGUAUCUGCGACAGAAACAGCAGGACUGUUGAAGCGAGAGCAGGUGGGGCCCAGGCAAUUAGUGACAUAAAACCAAGUGCUCAUGAGAGACCUGACGAUUCCAGGAUGGAUUUUAGUGAUAGUGAAAUGGCUCAGGAAUCACCAGAUUUCGAACCACCAAACCCUAAAGAUGUGUCGUGCAUGAGGGUAGAAAGCCGUAAUGGUGCAGCUGGAGAGAGUUUAACAAGGAGACAUUAUCAGUUGUCUGAGGGUGGCACAGAAGGUGUUUGUGCAUUAAAUCAGGAACAGGCUAGUUGCAAUCUAAGGAAUCCAGGAGGCAUACAAGAAGUCAAUCUGAUGCCAAGUGAAGACAUGCUUGAAACACUAAGUGAGACUACCAGUAGUGAGGAAAGUUCAGAUUUGCUUUCUCAGACUUGUGAGGACGGUGAGACCAACUAUACUAGAGUAAGUCUGAAAAGAAAAUUAGAAAAUGCAUCAACAACAGAGAGGCCAGAAAAAUGCCUAAUAUUAGAUGUGGAUAAUCUACAGUUAGACUAAAUAUACUUCAGGCAUUAAACGAGUUGGAGUAAUUUGUUACCAGGUGAGGAUAUUUUCCAGAAAUAUGCGUCUUCCAGACUGUGUAUACAAGUUAACUCAUUAAUUUAUUGUAAGGAUUGUUUUGUGCAUAGUGUACAUUUUUUGUUUAUUUCUACUUUUUGUAAGUAAUUGUAAGUGAUAUUGUAUAAGAGGAUGUGUGUAUCCUUUCAGAUAUUUUUUAAUUCCAAGUUAUUUUAAUUCCAUUUUGGGCAUUACGGUCGUAUAUGAUUUUGACUUCUUUUGAAAAAUACGUUUCCUCAUUAAAAGGGGAAAAUGUUCAUUUGAUCACAGUCAAAUAUCAAUUAUUCAGAUAUUUUUUGAGGACCAGCAUAACUGUGGAGUUACUGUAAGUUGUGUGAGGGUGUGUCACUUUGUAUGGUCCCUUUGAUUGUAUCAAGUUUAGAGUAUUUAGUGUUACGCUAACUUGCACAUUAUUAUGGUGUAAUUAAUCAUUUAAAGUCCAGAUUUUAAGUGAUGCACAGUGAUUUCGAGGCACUGAGAAGACAUUACAGAAAUUCUCGGCAAUGACUCGGAAAGCUCCUUUGAAUGUCAAGGAUGUUGAAUAAGAUGGCAAUCACAGUACCCCCCUCCCUCAUUAUAUGCUGCUUGUUUACUUUAUUUGCAGGAAGUAGAUAUGCAAAACAUUUGUCUUAACAUUACCAAUGAUUAAGGGGCAGUUUUAGCAGAUUUUUUGAAGACGGAUUACUCUUUCCAUAUAUAGAAUGUGCAAUUCCUUUCUGUGCAGUCACAUUUCUGCAACUCAUGAUUUUAUGUGAUACAGUACCAAAGGCUUCUGGAUAUGCAGUGCUCUUCUCAGGUAAAACACAAUAUAGCUACAACCCUGACCUUUGAGCAUUUUAAUUUUCCCUACAACCUCAUUAAGUAACUUUCACAUUUUAUAAUUUUACAGAGAAGUAAAAA
This is a messenger RNA of Penaeus indicus, 3442 nucleotides long. Its product is annotated as cyclin-F-like. Bases 182 to 2482 code for a protein of 766 amino acids. The record is from RefSeq and is a predicted model, not a curated record. The transcript has 12 exons. Gene Ontology annotation, cellular component: cytoplasm; cyclin-dependent protein kinase holoenzyme complex; nucleus. NCBI's taxonomy places the organism in Eukaryota, Metazoa, Arthropoda, Malacostraca, Decapoda, Penaeidae. Gene Ontology annotation, biological process: mitotic cell cycle phase transition; regulation of cyclin-dependent protein serine/threonine kinase activity. Gene Ontology annotation, molecular function: cyclin-dependent protein serine/threonine kinase regulator activity; protein binding.